AGCUCCGGAAGCUUCUAGGUGCCUAACUACUCUGACUUUUGCCCCUUGACCCUGCUCUCGCGGUGGGGCGAGAGGUCGGGUGGCCAUCUUGUGGCGGCGGCGCGGGCGGCUGUUACUGCGGAGACCCAUCCCCUCCCCCCAACCAUCAUCCGGGCGGUCUGUCAGUAAAGAGUCUGGCAGUCUGUCUGGUGAAGCCUUGGCCUUGUGCCGUUGCUUUUUCAGCCGCACUGGGCGGCCCAGGCCGCUCCCUGCCGGCCUUCAGCACCGCCACCAUGUCCUCCUUCUCGGAGUCAGCUCUAGAGAAGAAGCUGUCGGAGCUGAGCAACUCUCAGCAGAGCGUGCAGACGCUCUCCUUGUGGCUCAUUCACCACCGCAAGCACGCGGGGCCCAUCGUCUCCGUGUGGCACCGCGAGCUCCGCAAAGCCAAAUCAAAUAGAAAGCUUACUUUUCUAUACUUAGCAAAUGAUGUCAUUCAAAAUAGUAAAAGGAAAGGACCGGAAUUCACUAGAGAAUUUGAAUCUGUCCUUGUGGACGCUUUCUCUCAUGUUGCCAGAGAGGCAGAUGAAGGCUGUAAAAAACCUUUAGAAAGAUUGCUGAACAUCUGGCAAGAAAGAAGUGUGUAUGGCGGCGAGUUCAUACAGCAACUGAAGCUGUCUAUGGAGGACUCCAAGAGCCCUCCCCCCAAAGUAACAGAAGAGAAGAAGUCUCUGAAGCGAACUUUUCAGCAGAUACAAGAGGAAGAGGAUGACGACUAUCCUGGAAGUUACUCCCCCCAGGAUCCUUCUGCAGGACCCCUCUUGACUGAGGAACUAAUCAAAGCUUUGCAGGAUCUGGAAAAUGCCGCAUCAGGGGAUGCUACUGUCCGACAGAAAAUUGCUUCUCUGCCCCAGGAAGUGCAAGAUGUUUCUCUAUUGGAAAAAAUAACAGACAAAGAGGCAGCUGAGCGUCUUUCAAAAACGGUGGAUGAAGCAUGUCUGUUACUAGCAGAGUACAACGGGCGCCUGGCGGCAGAGCUGGAGGACCGGCGCCAGCUGGCUCGGAUGUUGGUGGAGUACACCCAGAACCAGAAAGAUGUUUUGUCAGAAAAGGAGAAAAAACUAGAAGAAUAUAAACAGAAGCUGGCUCGGGUAACCCAGGUCCGCAAGGAACUGAAGUCCCACAUUCAGAGCUUGCCAGACCUCUCACUGCUACCCAACGUCACAGGGGGUUUGGCCCCCCUGCCCUCUGCUGGUGACCUGUUUUCCACUGACUAGGAUAGGUGUCUGGCCCCAGAUCGCCAGCUGUACCAGCAGAAGGAAGAGGGCUCAAGUCAUGGUUGGAAAUAACCUUCUGGCCCCCGGUUCUGCCCCUGCUUCCACCCGGCCCCCAGCCUUGAGAAGAACCACCGAACUCACUCUCCUGUCCGGCCUCUCAUCUGGAGCACCGUUCAGAGCAGUGGCGAAUGGGACCGGUUCCCACGCACAUUUGGAAAGAACACAGAUUCUGUCCUCCUUCAUGUUUUCGUGCCCCUGCUGGUUUUCUAUUUUUAACUCUCUUUUUACACCCAUGAAGUUGGAAAAUCAUGUGUACCUCUGGAGCUUUCAAGGAAUAUUUGUCCCUCAGGACA
Orycteropus afer afer is the source of this 1606-nucleotide messenger RNA. It is a transcript of the gene RPRD1B, whose product is annotated as regulation of nuclear pre-mRNA domain containing 1B. The record is from RefSeq and is a predicted model, not a curated record. Gene Ontology annotation, biological process: mRNA 3'-end processing. Gene Ontology annotation, cellular component: RNA polymerase II, holoenzyme. Gene Ontology annotation, molecular function: RNA polymerase II C-terminal domain binding. Lineage: Eukaryota; Metazoa; Chordata; Mammalia; Tubulidentata; Orycteropodidae.